This is a messenger RNA of Erythranthe guttata (spotted monkey flower), 1269 nucleotides long. RefSeq names its product GATA transcription factor 1. Gene Ontology annotation, molecular function: zinc ion binding; sequence-specific DNA binding. The record is from RefSeq and is a predicted model, not a curated record. Gene Ontology annotation, biological process: cell differentiation; regulation of DNA-templated transcription. Lineage: Eukaryota; Viridiplantae; Streptophyta; Magnoliopsida; Lamiales; Phrymaceae. Gene Ontology annotation, cellular component: nucleus.
AUAUUAAAUUAGUGAAAUAAAUAUAGAUGAGAUAGUGUGGGCACACAGCAAUACCCUGCACCGCGUGAGCAGGAUAUAACUCCUCCGGUACACGUAUUAACGUUAAAGAAGAAAAAGGAAAACAAAAAGAUUUUGCCUCGUUGAAUUCAAUCAACACAUUUCGAUAAUUAUAUCAUUCUCCCAAUAAGAAAAAAAAUAAAAAAGAGAGUUUUUCUCUCUCUUCUGAACCUAACGUUUCUCUAACUUUCUCUCUCUAUCUCAAACCAAACCAGAACAUUCGGAAGAGAAAAAAAAUGGAGAGUUUGGUGACAGAGGCCGGUUUCGUUGUAGACGACGACCUUCUCAACUUUUGCCUCGAAGGAGAAGAGGAACCGGCGGCGGCGACGGCGCUUUGCCGUGCGGCUCAUACCGGUUCAUUUCCUGAAAUUGUGGAGGAGGAACUGGAGUGGCUAUCGAACAAGGACGCUUUUCCGGCGGUGGAGACGUGUUUCGGAAUUUUAUCCGACAAUCCCGGUCUUAUAUUAAACCACCAAAGCCCGGUUUCUGUGCUCGAAAACAACAACAGCAGCAUCAGUGCCGGAAGCAAUGGCGGCAGCAGUGGCGGUUCCAUUGCAAGCUGCUGCAACAGCAUCAAAGUUCCGACCAAGUACCCGGUGCGGGCCCGGAGCAAGAGGAGAAGAAGACGAAGAACCGGAUUCACCGACCUGCCAAGUCAGCAGCAAUGCGUUUGGAUGAACCAAGUCAACAUUGUUGUCAAGAACAAAAAACAAGAAUCGCAGCUCUCGUUGCCGCCUUUGCCGUUGGCGGCGGCGGCAACGGCCGAUAGUGGUGGUGGUACCACUGGCGGCGGCGGCGGCAUGGGGAGAAGGUGCUGGCAUUGCCAGGCGGACAAGACGCCACAGUGGCGGGCGGGGCCCAUGGGGCCGAAAACACUGUGCAACGCGUGUGGGGUACGGUACAAGUCGGGGCGGCUCCUGCCGGAGUAUCGCCCGGCGAACAGCCCGACCUUCUCGAGCAAUCUGCACUCCAAUUCGCAUCGGAAGGUGGUGGAGAUGAGGCGGCAGAAGCAGGCGGUCGUGGUGCCCGGUGACGGAAUUGAAGUGAAUGUGAGUUGUGGAUAUUUUGGGUAACAAUAGUAGUGAAGUAGUUUAGUUUACAUACAGUUUUCGCAGUUUUUUUUUUUUUUUUUUUGAUUUAUUUAAUUUGUUUUAGAAUAGUUUUAGAUUAGAGUUUAGCAUUUCAUGUUAGUCUCUAUGGAAUUUGAUUAGG